This is a messenger RNA of Engraulis encrasicolus (European anchovy), 1633 nucleotides long. RefSeq lists its product as uncharacterized. NCBI's taxonomy places the organism in Eukaryota, Metazoa, Chordata, Actinopteri, Clupeiformes, Engraulidae. The transcript is spliced from 4 exons. Bases 88 to 423 code for a protein of 111 amino acids. The record is from RefSeq and is a predicted model, not a curated record.
ACAGUCUCAGACGUUUGCCACAGGAAUACCACACAGACGACAGAGACAAGAUUUCUGAUAGCUUUCGAAAUUCAGAGACGGCGCAUCAUGACCGAGGUGAUGAACACCUGUGAGCCUGCGGUGGGGGACUUUGGAGUCGGCGGCGCCCCGGGAGAUGACAGCAUCUCAUUUCAGAUCUUUCCGGAGAACCAUGAGCGUCACCCCAAGCUGUCCAAGCGUCUCCCGUCGAUCGUGGUGGAGCCUACGGAGGGUGGUGAGGUGGAGAGCGGUGAGCUGCGCUGGCCUCCUCCGGAUGAGAUGAGCUCCGCUGAGGACACCUGCCAGGACAUUCCCGUCCACAUCCCCGCUGGGGAGGAGCAGCCAGUGGAAACAGAGCAGGAGGAAGAGGAGGAAGACAGGGCAAUGGGCGGCACCUCAGACUGACCAACCGAAGUUGGCACCAAUCCCAAUCCAGCAUUUUCACUGUGACUGUCUCUGAUAGGAGCAUGGGUGUGUCAGGGUUGGGGCUUGGGUUUCAUGGCCCAAUCUGUACACUGGCACAAGCUGGAGCCCACUCUGGAGGGGAACCCCCACCCGAUGGGAUGUAGGACAGUUGACUGACAAGACUGUCUUUGCUGAACUGAGUCACUGCCAAACACUAGAAGUAGCCUGCUACUGUGAUAAGAGUCAUCAGUGUCGGGUGGUUUACUCUUUGUGUUUUUGAAUAUCAGCUGUCUUUUUUGUGUGCAUUUCAAAAUUCAUUCAUGUAGACAUAUGUACAUACUUGAUGUAUAGUUUAUUUUGAUGAAAUUCUAAAGCUGUCAAAUUGUAUCAAACACAGUGGUAGUAGGUAAAAUGAGAAAGAUGUGUCAUGUUAUCAGUUGACUGCCAAUACAAUGGUAUUAUCCCUUUUCCAUCAUAUAAUUGCAGUAGAUUGUAAUAUCCAUGGGCCUACAGCUACAGGGGCUACUGAACUGGACUCAAGCUAUUCAGUUGCAAAAAAAUUACAUUUUGAUUCUGUAAAUAUGACAUGAAAUGAAGACCAGUUCUCCGAAUAUCAAUGAUUUUGGCCCACAUUUUACAUUGCUGAUACAGCACUAUAACAGCCAUGUGCUGGUAGCAGUUAUUACAUUACAUUCAGUAGUUUUUUUUAUCCAAAUGGACUGACAGACUAUUCAGACAAGUUUUUUUAAUCCAAAGGGGCAUAUUCAGUUUACAUUAAGUGGUGCAAUACAGAGUAGGCAGUUCGUUCCUUGAAUUUGUUACCCAUAUCUGUUCCUCUCGUUUUGCGUAGACUGGACCUCAUUUACUUCAUUUGACAUUUUACAUUACUCCUCUUACUCCUCUUUAAGUUCGAAGAACAUUUUGCAGUUAACAAUUUUUUUUUUGAUCAGGCAUUUCUUGUUAUCAAUACCACACCAUAAAUAUGGAACAUUGAAACACACUUAAAAACACAACUUUCAAGGACACUUGAGACCUUAAAAAUCUUCAUGAGAAGAAUAUUGAUAUAAAAUAAUAAGGCCCAUUGCUUCUUGUCUGAGUGAUUGACCUUAAAGACAAAUUCAUAUUUUUGUUAAGUCUUUUCCAAGCCUUGCACUUUUCAAAUGUUUCAAUUGUACCGAAGGCUUAGGUAAACAAACAAUGUUCUAGUUGG